Messenger RNA from Seriola aureovittata, 3459 nucleotides. RefSeq names its product PHD and RING finger domain-containing protein 1-like. The transcript has 9 exons. Lineage: Eukaryota; Metazoa; Chordata; Actinopteri; Carangiformes; Carangidae. The record is from RefSeq and is a predicted model, not a curated record. The coding region runs from base 448 to 1215 and encodes 255 amino acids.
GGAAUUAGACCGGAAGUUUUUUCACGUAGCGCGGAAACACGUAGUGGACUGAAGAGUGAUAGCAGUUUCUUGUUUCAGCUAACAUGCGAGUUGUAAAUUCUGUAAUGUAAUAUAUGUUUAAACAAUAGAUAGUUAGAAGCCAGAGAGAAAUUAUUAGCAUUAUAUGACUGUACUGACUCAUUUUCAAAGGCGAAUAGGCUUCAUCAUAUUGUUAGCUAGCGGCUACCUAGAUACCUAGCUGCUGUUGUUGUUGUUGUUGUUGUUGUUGUUAAAACUCAUAGGAAACCUAAACUUUAUGUUAGAUAUAGCUUAUUAAAGUGUUUUUAUGCCACCGUUAAUGGUGUCAAAACGAAAACUUAUAUUUGGUACAUUUUGUCAUCAUUGUUAAAAAUGUGAUGCUAAAGGUGUUUUAAGAAACAGACACGUGGUUGUUCAACAAUCUACAAUAUGGAAAAGUCCACAGCGUUAAACACAGCAGACAAAUGUUCCAUCUGCCUCAGUCACUUUGAACAGCAAACUGUGGCCUCUCUGCAGAACUGCCAGCAUGUCUUUUGCCUUGAAUGUAUUCUGCAGUGGUCCCAGACAGCCAACACUUGCCCGGUGGAUCGAAUCAGUUUUGCCUUCAUCCACCAGAGACAGUGUCCUGGAGGCGCCAUUCAAAAGAAGAUCGAAGUGAGGACACAGAAAAAAGAUGCUAACGAUGAAGAGGAGGCGAACAAUGCGGUUAUCUGUGAGGAGUGUGGACGGAGCGACCGCAGGCACCGGCUGCUCAUGUGCACACACUGUGAUUCAGGGUAUCAUAUGGACUGCUUGACACCAUCAUUAAACACAGGCCCUGAAGGUGACUGGAUUUGUCCUGAGUGUGCAGCCAGUCCUCAUCAUACAGAGGAGUCCGUGGUGGAGGAGGAGAUCAGCGAUGGAGAACUAACAGACCUCUUAGCCGAAGUUGAUGAAACUGCAUCUACCAGCAGUCGCCUUCGGCCCUCGACCAUCAGUCGUCCCAGGCGCUCAGCUGAAGGACGACGCAGCGCAAGGGUCCGGAGCAGAACCAGCAGCAAUCCUACUCCUCGCCCGCAAACCUCUUUGCAUGUACCUAAAUACCUCUUGAAAGCGUCAAGGCCUCCAGUCACAACAGCUGAAGCAACUGCGCUUCAUCACAGUGAAACCAGCAGCGCUUCAGCUGAGUUAGAUGCACCGAAAAGAAAAAGGGUUUGACUUGAGCUGCUGACACCAACAAGCAGAGAGGAUGCUGCAAGACAGUCAUCACUGCUGAAUGAGCUACUUCGCUGCUGUAAUGAUAUAUUCACUGUCAGCAGUCAGUGACUGCAACCCUGCAUGACCCGGGUCCCCGUCGUCCUCAUAUCUUGUGCUGUUCCAGCUCUGACCCCGGACUCACCCUCUCCAGUCUUUAUGGGAUCCUGUCACUGUCUUCCUCACAGGAAUCACUGACAGGAACAGCAGCCUUUUGAAGAGCCCUCCAGUGGAUAAGGAGCUGGGCCUGCAGAGCUGAAGGGCUUUGGUGCCUGUAAAGCCUGUGACUCCUUAAGCAAUUAGGCUUACCCUAACACGAUUAACACACAAUGGAGCCAAGGUCAAAACUUCUAAUGACUGGCUGCUCCGGUCUGUUUAUCAGUGCAGUAUGUUCCUAAAGACUGACAUGCUAAAUGACAAUGAGGUGACAGUGAUGUGACUCUAGGGUAUCUUCCAUUCAUGAAUACAAUCUGUUGUAUAAAAAUUCUGCCACGCAUGUAAAGGUAAAGUGUAUUGUCUUCACCUAAGGGAGAGUUAGAUUAGUAUAUCAAUAUCACUCUGUAUGUCUGUAUUCUGAGAAUGAAGCUAUAGCUUGGAGGAGGAAGACUGAAAAGAGAAGAAAAAACUCCACACCUACAGUAUGAGUUUCACUGAUUAAUAUGUCCCAUAUCUCAUUUAUUUAAUCUGUACAAACAUUAUAUUGUCCAGCACAUAACUCCUCCUGAAGCAACUAUUUGUCGUGUUUAAAUUUUAGUUUGUAGUACGUGGAUUUUUUUUUUUACCCAUGUAGGAACUGUGUCUCUAGAGAUGGCGUUGUCAGUUUCUCUGUCCUGGUGAUACUGUAUCUUUUCCUUUAGUGCUGCCAUGAGUUUGACAUCUGUUGGAUGGAUUAACGUAAUUAGGUGCACAUAUUUGGUCAUUUUGAACUUUUUGUUUUAUUACUUUUUGUUUUUGUUGUUGUUGCUGUUGGACUCGUCUUGUUCACCCAGAGCCAACACAACCCUUUCCACCUGCUUGCAGUCUUUAUGCUAAGCUAAGCUACCUAUCUCCUGGCUCCAGUUUCAUAUUGUACAGACAGGGAAAGUGGCAUCAGUCUUCUGCUGACAGUCAAAUUAAAAUUGUAAAAAUCCCCCGAAGUUAUUUUUGCUGCAGCAGCAGUGAUGCAGGGGAGCUGAUGCUGGGAGGCCUCGACACCCGGGAGCAAUGCUAAGAGCUGCAGGGGCAGAGAAGCACGAGCUAAUGUGCCUUGGCAGAGCUGCUAAAUAAGUCAGCAGUGAUGUUAGCAUGAUUGCAAACAGCUUCUGGUAAUGUGUGUUUCAAACUCAGAGAGGUCACGGUGUCAGGGGUCUUCGGAUGUGACCCAGUAUGCUGAAUGAGAAUAUAAUUUAUUAAAAUAAGUAUCAUCAUCAGAACAUGCAAUAUAGUGAUUCCCAGCCUCUUUGGCUUGUGACCCCUUAAGAUUAAGCAGUCUACUUGUGAUCCCAUCAUCACUGGUUGCAUGAAUCUACCAGCUUCAACCUGAACCUUUUUUUAUUUGAAUAUGUUUUCACCAGUCACAUGAAAAAAGCAAAAAUUAGAGGAAGGUCUGAAAAGUUAUUCUCAUUUGGUGCAGCAGAAAUAUCUUUUCUGCUUUCCCCAUCCGGUCAGUCAUCUCUUGAGCCUUUACUUUUCUCUUGUGGCCCUUUGUCAGGGUGUAGACCAGAGGUAGGAACCACUACUUAACUUAUAUAUGGCACUUAUUAGGUAAUGGCAACUCUAAUUUCCAAACAAUUAGUGAAGAAUUGAUGUCAAACGUUGCACAUUAUAGAAGAAAACCCAUUAAAUCCUGUUGCACUUCACUUGGUACACAUCACUACAGCGGUGUGUGUGAACCUGGUGUGAACAUUUGAUAGAAGAAAACAAAAUGAAAACUUGAUAUUACGAAGUGACAGAGCCCUGCAGACAUCUCUAUUCAACAUAAAUGACAGAGAUUAGAAUUGAAAUGAAAUUGUUUGAUAUCUCAAGAAAUACUCUCCUUUGUUCUCUUGCCUUGAGCUAAAUGAGAAGAUUGAUGCCACUGUCUUGUUGGUUUGGUAAUAUGAAGCAGCUGAUGAACUUAGCUUGGCAUAAACACUGAGAAGAGCUCUGGCUUUGCAAAUUGUUGAUUUUACACUUAGUGUUUUUGUGUGGUUUAAAUAUUGAAAUAUACAUGCUUCCCUAAAUGUUGAA